AUGACUUCCUCAGCUGUAACUAUAGAAAGAGCCAACACCGGCCACUCGGUAUCUGGGCUGCAGCGCCGGACAAUGCGGGCGCGCGCAGAGGGCUCCAGGGACCCGCCAUCCCGCUGCCCUGCGCUGGGGGCACAGUGGGCCGGCGCGGGGACAGGCGGGCGGCACGCGGGUGGGCGCGGGACUGCGGCGGGGACCCCCGCGGCGCUCCCGGCCUCACCUGCGCGGCCGCCCACCGCCCGCGGUCCGCGAGAACAAAGGCGGGGGCGCCAGCCGGCCGCGCGCUCCAAGAUGGAGGGCGCCGGGGGCUCCGGCCGCCGCUGGGCCCACCUCGCCCCGGCCCGCCCCGCGCGGGCGCUUCCGCCGCCUCACCUGCCGCACCUAGGCCACCCGAACAUUGAGCGGACGUGCCCCGAGCCUCCGAGGGCGGCCCGGCGCCCGAGACGGAGGAGGGGCCUCCGGACCUCGAGCCCCCGCCCCCGCCCGCCCUCUGGCCCCGCGGGUCGCGCCCCUCACCCCGAGCGCGCGCCCCCCACUCCGCCCCCCAGGCCUCCGCGCGCCCCGAGCGUGAGCUCCGGCCCCGGCCCCCAGUACACUGCGCUCGGCUGGCGGCGCGAGGUCCUGAGCGCGCUCCCAGCCUCGGGGCGACUUGGGGAGCCCCGGGCGCGCGCCCCCGACCCCCCGCCUCUCCCCGCCCCUCCCACCGCCGGCGGCCGCGAGGUUGCAGCGCAAGUUUGCCAGUGGCCGGCGGCGGCGGGGCGCCGGGAGCCUCCCUCGCCCUCGGCCGGCCGGGGCUCCCCCGAGUGCAUGGGCGCAGGUCGGGCGGCCCUGGGGGCCUGA
This is a messenger RNA of Orcinus orca (killer whale), 837 nucleotides long. RefSeq lists its product as uncharacterized. The coding region runs from base 1 to 837 and encodes 278 amino acids. The record is from RefSeq and is a predicted model, not a curated record. The transcript is spliced from 2 exons. Lineage: Eukaryota; Metazoa; Chordata; Mammalia; Artiodactyla; Delphinidae.